Magallana angulata is the source of this 3655-nucleotide messenger RNA. Its product is annotated as cyclin-dependent kinase 14-like. NCBI's taxonomy places the organism in Eukaryota, Metazoa, Mollusca, Bivalvia, Ostreida, Ostreidae. Gene Ontology annotation, molecular function: cyclin binding; heme binding; cyclin-dependent protein serine/threonine kinase activity. Gene Ontology annotation, biological process: protein phosphorylation. The transcript has 17 exons. Gene Ontology annotation, cellular component: cytoplasm; nucleus; cytosol. Bases 127 to 1680 code for a protein of 517 amino acids. The record is from RefSeq and is a predicted model, not a curated record.
CCGGAGAAUGGCGAUGGUCGGAAUAUGUUGUUAGUGCGAGUGUCGUCCUUCGUCAGACAUAGCAGACGUGAAUUACGGGGAUUUAUAACAGACAUGGAAUAUUAGAUAAACAAACAAACAACAACAAUGGCUUCGGAUAAUCGAAACCAAGACAAAGUCAAGCUACGUGAGGGGAAGGAGAAACGACAGAUCAGUAAGCUGAAGAAGUUAAAGAGGAGGAUAUCUGCCAGCUUUGGCCGAUUAUCUCUCUCCAAGGAAGACACAAUACAGGAGAGCGAUCAGGAGUCUGAUCCCGGGUUUCAAGGAACGAACGGUUAUUCCACCUUGGAUACGUCUCCGCCAAACCUCGCUCUCCAGAGGUGUAGUUACAGGGAUGACUGUACGGGCCCUAACGGCAUCAACCCCGCCAACCGACACACGGGGGGAUAUCACACCUUAGGACGCCCAGCGGUGGUACCUCGAAGCUCAGCCAAGAAGCAUGCCCCAGUGAAGCGACACCAUUCGGCAGGGGACAUGUUAGAUGGACUAGAGAUUGAGGCAGGAGCGGACGGACACAAACACGAGAGGCCUCGCUCCGAGGGCCACAAAUACAUGAACCAGUUCUCACCCAAAAGAACCUCCAGCUAUGGGGGUAACUCUCCGUUUGGACGGGCAGAUUCCUACCAAAAGCUGGAGCAGCUAGGGGAGGGGUCGUAUGCAACAGUAUUCAAAGGAUUUAGUUCAUUAACCAAUCAAGUGAUAGCUUUGAAAGAAAUCCGCCUACAGCAGGAAGAGGGAGCUCCUUUUACUGCAAUACGAGAAGCCUCCCUCCUGCGGGGAUUGAAGCACGCCAACAUAGUGACGCUACAUGACAUCAUUCAUACCAAGGAGACCCUGACCUUUGUAUUUGAAUAUGUACAUACAGAUCUUAGUCAGUACUUAGAGAAGCAUCCAGGUGGUCUAAACGCAUUCAACAUUAAGUUAUUUUUAUUCCAAUUGCUCAGAGGUUUGAACUACUGUCAUCAGCGCCGGAUUCUACACAGGGACUUAAAACCUCAGAAUCUGCUGAUAAGUGAGGCGGGGGAGCUCAAACUGGCCGACUUUGGUCUAGCUCGAGCCAAGUCGAUCCCGAGCCACACUUACUCUCAUGAGGUGGUGACUUUGUGGUACCGGCCACCCGACGUCCUCCUAGGGUCCACCAACUACUCCACCUCCCUCGACAUGUGGGGUGUAGGCUGUAUUUUCACAGAAAUGAUCUCGGGCAGUGCAACAUUUCCAGGAAUGAAAGAUGCAUAUGAUCAACUGGACAAAAUAUUUAGGGUGCUGGGAACCCCAACAGAAAACACUUGGGAGGGAGUGUCUAAAUACCCUCAGUAUAAAAUAAAAAAAUUUGUCAUGUACCCAAAGUUAUCCUCAUUAAGUGAAGCAAUUCCCAAACUAGUUUUCAUCCCCCAUGCUGAGAGCCUCGCUGUGCAAUUCCUACAGAUGAUUCCUUCCAGGCGAGUGUACGCUCACCAGGCCCUGCAUCAUGAGUACUUCGGAGACCUUCCUCCCAAGCUGUUUGAACUCCCUGAUGCUGCCUCUAUUUUUAACAUUCCUGGCCUCAAGUUGUUACCAGAAAUGGACGAGCUGAUUAACCAGUCCCUGACCCCUGCCAAACCUCACGAGAGGACCCGAAUACGCACCACCCUCAAAGUUUAGUCCUGACCCCAAGGGGGCUCUAGUAGUACUGUGCCAAGUUUUCCUUCACCUGUUGUUGAUCCUAUUCUCCACGCCAGUUCAUGUUUUGUCUCCAUAAUCCGCCAGACUGAUGCUCCUUUGUGGAAGGGCCACUCACUGUCUGAUGUCCACUGUGUCACCACAGAGUCCGUACUUCACCGCGAUCCAAACAUUUCUGCUCACAACCUCCAACUAUUUGUCAGUGGCGUAGUUCAGAUUCUAGUAGAAUUUCAUUCACCUCAGCAUUUUUUUUGCCAAAAUCCGAACAAAAUAUUGUCUUCAAAGGACAGAUUGUCUUUCUUUUUAUUUACCGGAGAUCUGAGAGAGUGAGAGUGCAUUUUGAUAUGUGAUGUGUAGUGCGUGAUAAGAGUUUGAUGAUUUGUAUGAGAUGUAAGUGAGAUGUUAAUCAGAUGUCAGUGAGAUUUCAAUGAGAUGUCAAUGAGAUGUCAAUGAGAUAUCAGUGAGACUUCAUUGAGCUUUCAAUGAGAUAUCAGUGAGAUUUCAAUGAGAUAUCAGUGAGACUUCAUUGAGAUUUCAAUGAGAUAUCAGUGAGAUUUCAAUGAGAUGUCAAUGCCCUUGCUUUGUAUUAUGGUUUUACCUUGCAGAAGAUUUUUUAUGAUUGUAUUUGUAUAAAUAUGUUGAUUUGGAUCUUUAGUCCAGUGUGUUCUAGUCUCCUUACUUGAUAGUAUUGAAACAUUUCAACUUACCUGCUUGUGAUCAAAAUGGGGCAGAUCUGUACACAUUUAAUGUACAUUACAGCAGUGCAUAAAAAGCAAAAGACAUUAAUUACAUUAGUCAUCACUGCUGUACAACUAGGCUGAUGAAAAGCUCAAAGAUGCAUGUUGAACAUGCGUUAAUGAAGUAUAUUUAAUAUAAGAAGGAAUUCUGCCACUGAUAUAAAAAGGUAUUAAUGGCAUUGAACAUGUAUUUGAUUCACUCUAGUCAACCAGCACACAAUUAUAUUUAUAUGUUAAUUACAUGCUAUUAUUUCACUCUGUUGUGUCAGUCAAAACAUUUUUUAUUGUGCUGUAAUAAAAAUAUCAACAAUGGGACCAACUUUAACUAAAGUUCAUAAACAUGUACAUCUGUUUUUUGGAAACAAAUUACUACCAUGAGUUUAUUAAAUAGAUUGUUAACAAAUCUUCUGAUGUAUUACUUUAAAGUUUUAAUAAAUACAAGUCUUAAAUUGAACAAAAAUGAAAAUUGAAUGAUGAGUUAUUGUACAGAUUUAAUUGGGGGGUUUAACGAUCAUUUGCAAAUAUUAUCUGUUUUUAAUCUUGCAUACAUAUACUUAUUUUUAAUGAUCUGCAUGGACAGGAAAAUUUUUUUAUUGAUCCAAGCAUCAGUUGAAUUCUGUACAACAUGUGAUAACUGAUCACUGCUUACUUGUAUGAAGACUCUCUGCCAGCUGCCUGUUUAUCUUUGCUUUGAAGUUUGGGAUUGCUGUUUAAUUUUUGUGUCUUUGCUUUUUCCCUCUGCUUUAUCAAAUAAUCCUUGGCAAAAGAAGCUCAGCCAUAAUUUUAGUGGAGAGGUUUUACCGAAUUGUGAUUUAUAUAUGUACGUAAUUGUGAUAGCAAAUUGUGUGGCUGAUUUUGUACGAGUGUGAGUGCUAGAAAAAGUGACUGAUAAAAGUCUGUUGUACAUAAAAUAAAAAUCCAUUUUUAUUACGGACGACCAUCUCCUUCCUUCAACUACAUUUUUAUAGUACUGUAUUAGAGUUAUCGUUCUUGGUCUAGAAAACUGUUCCAGAUGAAGUUUAGAUGUAAUAUCGUAAAAUCGUUCUAUCAUUAUUUUGUCAUGUAAAACAUUUAGAAAGUUUGAUUGUCCUUUGCUGAAUCUCACUUAAAGCCAAACACAAACUAUCAUCUGCCAUUACAUGUAGUUGCUUUUGUGAAGGAGAAAAGGUUGCAAGUGCAAACCGAAUUUUAUACAAAUCUCAAUAAAAAGGUUGAUGUCA